Molecule: messenger RNA, 2115 nt
Organism: Malassezia globosa CBS 7966
Lineage: Eukaryota; Fungi; Basidiomycota; Malasseziomycetes; Malasseziales; Malasseziaceae
Exons: 1
Coding region: 1-2115 (704 amino acids)
Source: RefSeq, a predicted model, not a curated record
AUGGCGCAGCGACCUGGUCCGGGCUCAAGCCGCACAGCAGAGAGCGGCGCACAACGCCAUCUCCCACUGCCUGGCAUUAGUUCGACGGCAUCUGCGCUGCGCACACGGCGUAAUGAGUCGCGAGCGGGGGAACACCCAGAGGAAAUGGACGACUUUGAGGUCGAGACACCAGGUGACGCAGCGUUAAAUGAGUUGCCGUCCGGCAUCAUUAUGCCCAGUGUCAAGAGCUCGCGUGUAUCACAGUCAAGCUCACAAGGAAUGACAGAUCCGUCCAAGGGCCAGGGUGGCCGUACAAAGACACUUAAGGCAGGCGCUGCCCCACUCCGUGCGCCGCGAGCGCCGCCGCCAAAAUUACCUGGCAGCGCAGUUAUAGACAAGCCUGGCCUACAAUUUAAAGGCACACCUGCGCGUCUCCCACGAUACUCACUGCCUGUGAGAGCCGAGAAGCCGGUGCGUGCCUCGAAGUUCAGUGGACGACAUGUCCUUUUGCCUAGCGAGAGUCAGUUGGCACCAUUGCCCGUGCCAACAACAAAGGGCAAGAAGGGCAUGAAACAGAAAACAGAAGGCUAUACCAAAGAAGGAGGUGCUGGAAACGGUGGUAAGGAAGAAGAAGAUGAUGAUGAUGAUGAUGACGAUGAUGACGAGGAUGACGAAGACAACGAGGAAGUCGAAGAGGAAGACGCGGAUGAGUCUGGACAUGUCACACAUGGUGGUGAUCGUGCAAAGUUGGAACAUCGCCGAACACAUCGUCGACCACAGCAGCGCAAGAAUCCUGUGUAUUAUACAUUUGAGCGCAUGUCGCCACUUACACGAGCGACGACGCCAUUACCCCGUCUCACGUCGUAUGCCGUCUCGACAUCAUUGCAGCUUCAGACAGCGCUUGCCUUUAUCCGCCGAGAGCAUGGAGUCCGGCCGCGUUUGUACGAAGGAUGUGUGUAUGCCUUGUAUUUCAAGCCGCUUCUCCCAGGCUUCGGCCGUGCCUCCGUCCGCAGUUCGCGUGUUCCUCAGACAGGCAGUCCUGGUGCAGAGAGCCGGCAUGAGCGAGAGAUCCAGCGAGACGACGAGAGUGGUUAUAUUGGCAACUAUUUCGUACCUCAGUCUGAGCGGGACAUUGAUACGGACGGCUAUAUCCCCAAUGAGCACCGCGAAGAUGCGAUACAACCCGCGCAUCACCAUCAUCAUCAUCAUCCCGCCCAAAUGUUGCCCAGUAACUCGGCGAGCGAAGAACCCAGCGAUCCAGAUUCAGCAAGUGCACGGGAUAUGUUGAUGGUCGAAGAGGAUGCUCAGGAUCGGCACCAAAUGAAAGCCGGCACGCGAGUAGUACGGGUUAAUCAGGCUUCGCACACACACGAAGCAGAUGUGAAUGAGCAUGCACCACAAUCAGUACGAGAUGCGCUCGACAUGGCAGAGUUGGUACUCUUACCCUAUGGUGUUGUCGUCAUGUUUAACUUUACGCAAGAAGAGGAAGAAUUAAUUCUUGCCGACCUGAUGACGUCAGGCGCGAUCCGCAAUCCACACAAAGCUUACGAUCGCGAGCUGUUCCACUUCUGUUAUGAUCCGAAUGUGCGUGCGCCGCGCAUCAUGAACGACUUUUUCACAUUCCGCGAGCCGAAUCACCUGCUGAAGUUGUCGUUAGCCCAUGCAAUUGCCCAGAGCACCAAGCUGUCAGAGUUUGAGGAAAACAUGCACAAUACACUUGAGCUUACUUCGCAUAUUCCCAAGGAGCUUGCACAGACAGGUGAAUUGCGUGUGAGUCGACGUGGUGCCUUGCGUAUGUCAGGUCAUCUGUUCAAACUGCGUGUGGAUGUAAAUUUAACGAGCGACGUGCUGGACACGCCAGAUCUCUUUUGGAAUGAGGCGAGUUUGCAAGCGCUGUAUGAUGCAAUCCGCACAUACUUGGAAAUUGAUGAGCGCGCACAGACGCUGAAUGAACGCUUGGCCGUGGCAAAUGAGCUGCUGGAGGUGAUCCACGAACACCUUUCGAAUGCAGCCAUGAGCAAGAUUACCUGGAUUAUUAUCAUUUUGAUUGUUGUUGCAUGUAUUGUAGCGGUGGGUGAGAUUUCCGCUCGUCUCAUCCAGCAUGCUGGCAAGACCGUGAACGUGUAUAGAAUGUAG